AUGGCACAUUAUCGCCUCAGUAAUAAUACCAACGAUUCCUUGGAGGCGCACAGUUCAGUCCAGUACAACGACAGGCUGUAUAGCUCAGCAUCGCACGCUUUGGAGGACUACAUUAAAGAUUACAAUCUCAGUCUUGUGUCUCCAGAAAUAAAGCCUGGAAAAAUUCGUGUUAACCAGAGCACUCCUAGAGACUUCGGGCCUUCAAAGGAUUGUUUCCAGCAAAAAUAUGUUCUGGAGACCUUUAAGCGGCAUGCAGUAAAAGUUCCCGUUUCCCCCCUUUCGAGAAGAAGAAUUACUUGUGACUCGGACCUGCUGAGCCUCACCACCGACGAUCUCCUAGCCUUUCCUCCAGACGGUUCUGUGUCUUUUAACCAAGUUGUUGCCUUACGGCCAGCACAUCAGCAUAGCAAAUCAAAGAGGAAACCCCAGACUUCUGCCUCUUACGUUCGUCAUCGGGCCACAUCCUUUGGCAACGAAGGAGGGAUGAGUUUUCCGGGAGAUCCUGUUAUUUCCUCUUCAUACAAAGACUUCCGUAGAAACGUCCCCACACAACAUACGUUUCAUAAAUACAAUUCUGGCGCUUCAGUGCAUUCUCUGCAGAACCGCUUCGUUGAGCAGGAGGAGUCGGGCCCUGUGUCUCGUAAGAACUAUCCGAGGUGGCUCACGAGUCAAAAAUCUGACCUGAGUGUUUCGGGGAUCAGCAGCAUUCCCGAUUCCAAGUAUCCCACUUGGCUUGACAGCCAUAACCUCUUGCCAAAUUCAGCUAAUGAAAGUUUGUCCCAGACUGGUGAUGUUGACAUCGGUUCUUCCCACUUGAAAGAGAGCAAGAAGCUGAUAAAAUGCUCGGCCGAUCAAACGGCUCUAGACAUUCUGAACGCGACGGAGGAUGACCCCAAGGCACUCCUCCUGAAGGUGAAGAGAUCUCUAGAGUCCUCCGCCAAUGAAUUAUCCAGCUUCCUGAACAACGACAGCAGUCCUUGUACGGUGGACCUACUAGAGGCAGAAAGAUCAUGGGAUAAUGUUCCAGUUGGUUUGAAGUCUCCAGUGCCUGUACGUUGUGAAGAGAACUCUCCGCAACCAUCCAAAGCGAGCAUUGUUGAUGGAUUUUUAGAAGAUUGUCUAAAGAACAGCAGUGAGGAGAGCACUUUUUCCGGAGGGAAUCAUCACGGCCCGGUGGAAGCUCUGAAGCUGAUGCUGUUUAACCUUCAGGCGUUUCAGCAAAGCCUUAAGAAGACCGCCGAGCAAAACGAAGAGCCCAAAAAAACUUUAGAGGAGGAUGUUGAUUUGAAGCCAUGUGAUAUUGAUAGCAUCCCUGUAACAAGGUCCCUCGAGAGAGCUUUACACAAUUUGUCUCGGCUUAAAGGUCUGGUUGAAGAUACGUGCAGCAAAGAAGAGUCGAUAAAAUCAUAG
This is a messenger RNA of Gekko japonicus, 1410 nucleotides long. Its product is annotated as chromosome unknown open reading frame, human C18orf54. The record is from RefSeq and is a predicted model, not a curated record. The transcript has 7 exons. Bases 1 to 1410 code for a protein of 469 amino acids. NCBI's taxonomy places the organism in Eukaryota, Metazoa, Chordata, Lepidosauria, Squamata, Gekkonidae.